Messenger RNA from Eurytemora carolleeae, 409 nucleotides. RefSeq names its product arginine/serine-rich protein PNISR-like. The coding region runs from base 23 to 394 and encodes 123 amino acids. NCBI's taxonomy places the organism in Eukaryota, Metazoa, Arthropoda, Copepoda, Calanoida, Temoridae. The transcript is spliced from 3 exons. The record is from RefSeq and is a predicted model, not a curated record.
AAUAACAGAUUAAAAACUCAAGAUGGGUCAUAGAUCUGACUCUAGUGGUUCUGAGAGAAGGAGUAGGAAACAUAGAAGACGGAGAAGUGAUUCCGAGUCUACAGAUAGUUCUGGGGAUAGGGGUAGAUCCAGAUCUAGGGAUAGAAAGAAGAGAUUACUCUCGAUGGCUCACAACCCUCAUGUAGAGAAGGAAGGAGGAAAAGUUUGGAAACGAGAUAAGGAAAAUGAUCAUUACAAAAAGGAUGUAAGACCGCGAAGGGAUCAGCAGGAAGGAUUCUUCUCAGUCCGACGAGAGCAAAGGGAGGAGAUCACGUGCCGCGGAGCUCCAGAGGUAAAUUCAAUCUUAUGGUUUUUUAUGCAUCUUUGCCACAAACUUGUAUUUCUCCAGAGGUAAGUUCAAUCUUAUGGU